AUGUCGCCAGCGUCAGCGCCAGUACCAGCGCCGGACGGCGGACGCGCCUCAAAGAAGAGAAAACUCGACGGGAAGAAUACCAUCAAGGUCGGAAACAAGGUGAUAUCGUUGGAGGGCUACUUAAACCCUCCGGCCACCAAAAAAGAGACCCCAAAGAUACAGGAACAACCCCGGGAGUCGACAGACAAAACACAACCCGAGGAGACGAAAGCCCAAAAGAAGGAGACAGACAAACCUGGCAAGCCAGUCCCGCCUCUGAGUAAGCAUCAGUUCAAAAAGCCUUUUGAUAAGGGAGGGCCGAGGUCAGCUCAAAGAGGGCCGAGAUGGAGGGACGACCCAAGCCUACUUAAGGUCCGACAGAAGUUGCCCAUUUGGGCUCACAGGGAGGAUAUCCAAGAACGAUUGCGCCAGAAAGACGUUCUUCUUCUCGUCGGCGAGACGGGUUCCGGAAAGAGUACACAGGUGCCCCAGUUUUUGGUCAGAGAGCCCUGGUGCAAGAGGCAGACUGUGAGCAUCGAGGGUGGAAGGGAGGUUAGCGUGGGCGGCAUGAUUGCGGUUACGCAACCCCGUCGAGUCGCCGCGACGACCCUCGCACAUCGCGUUUCUCGCGAGGCCGGAACACCUCUGGGCGAGAGUCGUGAGGGAAUGGUCGGAUACUCAGUCCGUUUCGAUCACCAGGUACCCAAGGGUACAAAGAUCAAGUUUCUCACCGAGGGAAUGCUGCUCCAAGAGCUUCUUCGAGAUCCCAGCUUACGGCAGUACAGCGCCAUUGUUGUCGACGAAAUUCACGAGAGAAGCGUCGACGUGGACCUCGUAUCUGGCUUUCUUAAGCAGAUACUUUUGAGCGACCGCCAAGGUCGUGGUGGCGUCCCGCUGAAGGUCGUCGUCAUGAGUGCUACUGCCGAUGUCGAGCGUAUUCAGGGAUUUUUCUCGACGAAUGAGCAAGGGACAGAGAAGCCAGGAACAGAGGAGCCGGGUGCAGACAGCGACAACAUGGAAAUCGACGGAGAGAAGCCCAGUUCAGUCGAAGUUCUCAAAAUCCACGGCCGCCAAUUUCCAGUCAAGAUGAUACACACCCCCAAACCGGUGCCCGAUAUCCAGGAGUCUUUGUUGAAGAUCAUUUUCAAAAUUCACACUGAAGAGCCUUUGCCGGGCGACAUCCUCGCGUUCCUCACCGGUCAAGAGGAGAUCGAAUCGGCCCAAGCGCUCAUCGAAGAGUAUGCCGCCACCUUGGAUUCCAACGUCCCCAAGAUCAAAGUCCUUCCUCUAUAUGGUCAGCUCUCCAUGGAGGGUCAACACGCAGCCUUUCAGCCUAUCAAGGGCAUGACCAGGAAGAUUGUUCUAGCCACCAACAUCGCCGAGACUUCCGUCACAGUUCCCGGAGUGCGGUACGUUGUGGAUUGUGGAAAGGCCAAGGUCAAGCAGUUUCGCUCCCGCCUGGGCAUGGAAUCGCUCCUAGCCAAGCCCAUCUCGAAGUCUUCAGCUAUCCAAAGGACUGGUCGUGCUGGUCGUGAGGGUCCAGGAAAGUGCUUUAGGCUGUACACUGAGGGAACAUUUGGUACGCUUGAGGAAACCGACUUGCCAGAAAUUCUACGAAUCGACGUCCUGGGAGCCGUCCUCACGAUGAAGGCCAGAGGUAUUGACGACAUUCUCGGGUUUCCUCUGAUGGAUACACCGGACAUCGAAGCCAUUGAGCGGGCUCUUGUCAGCCUCCACUUGCUCGGCGCACUGGAUGAUGAUGGUACCAUCACUGAGGCAGGUCGCAAAAUGGCUGGCUUCCCCAUCUCAGCAUCCUUCGGUGCUGUGUUGCUAGCAUCUGCAAAGCCCGAGUUCGACUGCGUUCUCGAGGCCAUUGACGUCAUCUCUUGCAUUACUUCCGGCGAUGACAUCUUCCACCAGCUACAAUCGGAGGAGCAGCGCGAGGAGAUUGAAGAGCUACGGAAGGAACUCUACCGCCGAGAGGGUGAUAUCCUGACUUAUCUCACGACCAUGCAGCAGUACGCUGCUGAAAAUGCAGACCGCAUCCAAUGGUGUAAAAAGAGAAAGGUCAACAUCCGCAACAUGAAGACCGCCCUUAAUAUCCGCAAGCAGCUGCGCAAUCUAUGUCUGAAGGAGGGUUUGCUGUCCGAGGCUCCGCCGCCUGAUCCUCAGCCGUUCAGCCCUCUUCCGCCUGAGCAGGCCGAAUCUUUGCUCAAAUGCUUCCUCCGUGGUUUCGUCUACAAGACAGCGAUCUUGGCGCCGGACGCGAGUUACGUGACGUCGCAGGGCAAGCACGUCAUCGCCAUCCACCCCUCGAGCGUGUUGCACGGAAAAAAGAAGGAAGCCAUCAUGUUCUUGGAGCACGUCUUUACGCAGAAGAGCUAUGCAAAAAAGGUCAGCGUCAUUCAAGCUAACUGGAUCGUGGAGACGUUGGAGGGAUCCGGGUAA
Molecule: messenger RNA, 2427 nt
Organism: Colletotrichum karsti
Lineage: Eukaryota; Fungi; Ascomycota; Sordariomycetes; Glomerellales; Glomerellaceae
Product: ATP-dependent RNA helicase
Exons: 1
Coding region: 1-2427 (808 amino acids)
Cellular component (GO): catalytic step 2 spliceosome; intracellular anatomical structure
Molecular function (GO): ATP binding; RNA binding
Source: RefSeq, a predicted model, not a curated record